Messenger RNA from Myotis davidii, 1305 nucleotides. RefSeq names its product etoposide-induced protein 2.4 homolog. Lineage: Eukaryota; Metazoa; Chordata; Mammalia; Chiroptera; Vespertilionidae. Gene Ontology annotation, cellular component: endoplasmic reticulum. The transcript has 3 exons. Gene Ontology annotation, biological process: macroautophagy. The record is from RefSeq and is a predicted model, not a curated record.
AUGAGAUUAAGAAUUACAGAUCUCAUAGCAGAACUAAAUGCUGGCUAUUCCUGCUUAAAUGAAACAAUGAAGCUAGAACUGUACUCCAGCUUCCUCCGCAUUAUUAUUCGCAGCCUUGAAAUCCAAGUUGCAAAUGCAGAAAACAUGCCCACCCAUUUUGGACAAACCCGCUCCCAUAAAGAGGCCAGAGAAAUCAAAGGCUCCAUCUGGGAAAUUUGUACCAUCUCAAAGCUCGAUGCACUAAUUCAGCAAAAGGGAGAGGAACAACAUCAAAGGAUGGCAAGUAGUGUCCUGGCGCAAAGGAGAGCCCAGAGCAGUGAGAGGAAGCAAGAGAGUGAGCCACGUAUCGUUAGUAGAAUUUUUCAGUGCUGUGCUUGGAACCAUGGAAUAUGCAGUCUCCUCUUGUUUUAUCGAGUGUCUAUUCCUGUACUUCAGUCAGUAACUGCCCAAAUUAUUGGUGGUCCGCCUCUACAUGGAGAUGUUUAGUUGUGGCUGGAAUUCUUCCUCACGUCAAUGUUCAGUGCUCUCUGGGUGCUCCCCGUGUUUGUGCUUAGCAAAGUUGUGAAUGCCGUUUGGUUCCAAGAUAUAGCUGCCCUGUCAUUGGAGGUAUCAGGGAGAAAGCCUCACCCAUUCCCUAGUAUUAGCAAAAUCAUUGCUGAAAUGCUCUUCAACCUUCUGCUUCAGGCUAUUUUCCUCAUCCAGGGGAUGGUUGUGAGUGUCUUUCCCAUCCACCUUGUUGGGCAGCUGGUUAGUCUCCUGCAUAUGUCCCUUCUCUACUCACUAUACUGCUUUGAAUAUCAUUGGUUCAAUAAAGGCAUUUAAAUGCACCAGCGGUUGUCAAACAUAGAGAGGAACUGGCCUUACUACUUCAGAUUUGGUGUACUUCUGGCUUUCCUCACAGCAAUGCAGUCCUCAUCCCUUAUCAGUGGCUGGCUCUUCUCUACCCUCUUUUCUUUAUUCAUUAUUAGCACCAGUGAAGCAAAGACCCCUGGCAAAGCUUACCUUUUGCGCUUCUUCUCCUUGGUGGUUUUCUUAAGCAACAGACUCUUCUACAAGAUGGUCUACCUGCAGUCUUCCCUGAGUAGCUCAACCUCUGCAGAGAACUUCCCUUUGCCACUUUCGUCUCCUGCCAAACUGAAGGCUGCUGCAGGCCACUAAGUCACCUGCCACCCAGGGGGAAUGAGUGGGAUUGGGAGGAGGCUGUGCAGUUCUUUCCUUGUUCAUCACCCCCACCAGGGAAGGCAGGGCCUGCUCUGCCAAGGGCCCUCUGCAUAUUCCCUUCCGAGGAAUUGGGAUUUUUGUCUC